AUGCCUCUCGUCCUUACAUUCUCGGAGAAUAACCCACUAGACUCGACUAUCGUCGACGAGAGCACGUACGUCGCGACUCCUCGCUACGAGACAUUCACCACCAAGGUGACGGACGGCCAGAGGAAGACGACUUUGUGGGCGCUGGCCCCAUCGCGCAGCAUCGUAGCGGAGGUGGAAUGGGAGCGGUCAUUCAAGUCGGGCAAAAUCACGAUGGAGGGCCGAUGCAUGGAGAUGGAUGCACUGUUGCUUGGAGGCGGCUUUUUAAGUCGAACUAUACGUAAAGUCCAGCUUCGCGGAGGGCGACUAUACAAAUGGAAGCAAUCUGGUGCUGUGGAUCUCAAAAUGGGCAUUGUCCGUUCUUUUGUGCGCGAUCGAUCUGACACUCUGUCUCCUCACCACCGAUGGCGGAUGCAGCUUGUCGACCCGGAGGAUGGCUCUCUUAUUGCGCGUUCGUUGCACGCCAAGUUAGGGAUAUUUGAGGAGAAACGAGACUUGACUCUGGAAAUCUCGGAUAGAGGCCUAGCCUCCCUCAAUUUGAUCCUGCUCACGUUCAUAUUGGUGGAUGGAGCAUCUCGCAAGAGAGCAGCGCCGCGCUCCCCUUUGAAACGCCUCAUGCCUCUCACUCUAACAUUCUUGUGCAACGACCCACUGAACACUAUCAUCGUUGAUCAGUCGAGUGGCCAAACUAACCCUCUGUAUGAAGUGACUUCUAUCAAGCUUGAUGGUGGAAAACGGAGGACUACACUGACGGCUCUGACUCCGACCCGCAGAGUCAUUGGUGACCUGGAGUGGAAGGAGCCACCGGUUUCUGGCGAGCUCACUGCUACCGUGAAGGGGCGACGUACUACAGCAUAUUCGCCGCCCAGAGGCUUCUUGAGUCGAAUUAUAUUCAAGCUCAGGUUCAUGGGCAGCCCGCUUUUCAAAUGGAUGAUCUCGGAUGCGGGAAAUCUUGUGCUCAUGGACUGCAGCAACGGAUCUACGAUUGCGCAAUAUUGGCGUGCCACGUCAAUGCUCUUUGACAAAGAGCAGAAAUCGACACUUGCAUUGGAGGAUAAAGGCCUGCCCAUUCUCGACGGCAUCCUCUUCACAUUCGUGUGGAUGCACAUUGAACGGGAACGGGAGCGCUGUACUGCCUUCAGUGUCACCAAUGUGAAUAUGAAUCGACGGGUAACACUACCACGCUGA
Messenger RNA from Fibroporia radiculosa, 1185 nucleotides. RefSeq lists its product as uncharacterized. Lineage: Eukaryota; Fungi; Basidiomycota; Agaricomycetes; Polyporales; Fibroporiaceae. The transcript is spliced from 5 exons. The record is from RefSeq and is a predicted model, not a curated record. The coding region runs from base 1 to 1185 and encodes 394 amino acids.